AUGAAAAACAAUUACGAUAGAAAUGUCCAAUGUCCUCCCAACCUCUUUCUCUUUCUCUCUCUAUUUCUCUCUUUCUCUAUCUACCUCUUUCUCUGUUUCUCUCUCUCUCUCUCUCUCUUUCUAUCUUUCUGUCUCACUCUCUCUUUCUGUCUUUCUCUCUCUUUCUCUUUCUUUCUCUUUUUCUUUCUCUCUUUCUCUUUUUAUCUCUUUCUCUCUCUUUCUAUCUUUCUGUCUUUCUCUGUCUCUUUCUCUCUCUCUCUCUCUCUCUUUCUAUCUUUCUGUCUUUCUCUCUCUUUCUUUCUCUCUCUUUCUUUCUCUCUCUUUCUUUCUCUCUUUCUCUCACUUUCUUUCUCUCUCUUUCUAUCUUUCUGUCCUUCUCUCUCUCUCUCUUUCUCUCUCUCUCUUUUUCUAUUUCUUUUUCUUUAUUUCUUUUUCCUUUUCUUUAUUUUUUUCUUUGAUUUCUUGGCUUUUCUUUUUCUUUUUUAUUUCUUUAUUUUAUUCGUUCUUCCUUUAUUUCUUAUCAUCUCUACUUUUUUUCUCUCUAUUUAUUACUUCCUUCUUUCUUCUUUCCGUUCUUUUCUCUCUUCUGAUCAUUUUCCCAUUUUUUUCAUAAUUUGUUUCAUUCUUAUUCGUUUUUUUUCUUUUUUCUGUCUUUAA
Acanthosepion pharaonis is the source of this 657-nucleotide messenger RNA. The record is from the annotation of a GenBank genome assembly. NCBI's taxonomy places the organism in Eukaryota, Metazoa, Mollusca, Cephalopoda, Sepiida, Sepiidae.